Messenger RNA from Ectocarpus siliculosus, 734 nucleotides. The record is from the annotation of a GenBank genome assembly. NCBI's taxonomy places the organism in Eukaryota, Phaeophyceae, Ectocarpales, Ectocarpaceae.
AUGCCGUACACUGUGGCACGGGAGCGCACCAUCACGCACCCGCCGCACGCCAUACUACGUACAUUUCGCAGGGACUCCUGUCAGCAGGAUGACGCGCGUGGACCAGGAAAUCCAGCGCGCAGGCAAGUACCACCGGACCAGGAACGGGUCAAGGUCGAGCGCGAGCGCGGGAUCGGAAAGGCGAAGCCUCACAUGAACAAUAUUGGAGAGACCGCUCCGGAAUAUCGCCACACCGCUACGCCCGGCGGCAGGUCGUCGAUUCUCUUGGUGGCUCUCACGAUGAUCUGCGCCUUGCCUGGGGGGGUUCUGGCCAACCUGCAGGGAAAUUUGGCGAAGAACUCACGCAGUUUGGAUGGAGCCGAGCCCCCAAAGGAGCGAAGACAUUCUCAAGAUUUAAUGGGUGAGUGGUGUGCUGCAACAAGGGCCCUUCCGUGCGUGGUGCACACCAGAGGUCGCUUACGCGUGAAGUAAAUAACGACUAAAGCAGAACAACCUAGGUUAUCCCUUCCUACUUAUUGGAUGUAAAGCUCAGUGGCGCUACUUUACAAUCGAUUUCGACGUCAUUUUUGGUCGGGGAACAGUCGCCGUUUGCUUGGCACUCGCAGGCCAUACUAUUCUUGAAAGUCUGUAUGUUCGACAAUAUUGAUUGACUGCUUGUUCGGCAGUAGUAAUGGCUUUGUUGGUUCUCGUUGGCCUUCUGUGGGUGGUUCUUCCGGAAAGGUAUAUCUCCGCUC